AGUUUAGGUUAGUUUAGUUUAGUGUUCAUGUAUGUGAAGGAUGGGAUGUUUCCCGAGCGUUGAAGACAAGUCCGCCAAAGAGAGAAGCGAGCUUAUCGACAAGAAGAUCCUACAAGAUGCAAAGGCUUGUGAGAAUGUUAUCAAGCUCUUGUUACUUGGGGCUGGAGAGUCAGGUAAAAGCACAUUGGUCAAGCAGAUGAAGAUCAUCCAUAGCAACGGUUUCUCGCAGAAAGAACUUCAAAGUUAUAAGUUGACGGUUUGUGAUAAUCUCAUCUCCUCUAUGCGUGUGGUUAUAAACGGCAUGGGAAAGUUGCGGAUACUGCUUGAGAAGCCUAAUAACAAGCACCACGUGGAGAGGAUAUUGAACUGGUCGGAGCCGUUUGUAACCGGUACGACAGACCUCAACCCGGACAUGAUCACUGCUCUACGGGAACUCUGGAGGGACGGCGGUAUCAGACGCAGCUUUGAUAAAAGUUUUGAGUAUCAGCUCAACGAUUCGGCUGCGUAUUUCUUCGAGAACAUGAACCGUAUCAUGAGUAAAGACUACGUUCCAACCUUUAACGACGUGUUGAGGUCACGUGUCCGGACAACGGGAAUUAUAGAAACUCAGAUUCAAGUGGACGACGUUUCAUACAGGAUAUACGAUGUUGGGGGACAAAGAUCAGAACGAAGAAAGUGGAUUCAGUGUUUUGACGACGUGAAGGCAGUUUUGUUUGUUGCUGCGCUCAGUGGGUAUGACAUGACUCUGUUUGAGGACGUUAGCACGAACCGAUUGGAGGAGUCGCUGACACUUUUCAAAGCUAUCUGUAACAACAAAUUCUUCAUCAGCACCUCCAUGAUUCUGUUCCUCAACAAGGUGGACCUGUUCAGAGAGAAAAUAAUGUACACAAAACGACAUCUCCGUAUCUACAUGAGGAAUUAUACUGGACCUGACCACAAUGUUGAAGCUGCUGGAGCGUACAUUCAGGGGGAAUUUACUGCACGGAACCACAACAGAAAGAAGAUGGUCUACCCACAUUUCACUACGGCAACUGAUACAUCCAUGGUUCAAGUGGUCCUCAAUGUUGUCUUAGAUACAAUCAUAAUGGAGAAUUUGGAGCGGACUUCUCUCUUGUGACUUCUUAUACAUUUAUUUAAAUGAUUCAAGUAGUGACGUUGAAGUCCGCCAUCACUUUCUGGUAAACGUAAAACGAACUUGGAUGUCAAGAGAAGAUAUCGGCAACCUAAUUAGUAAUUAAACUUACUCUAUGCAAAUCAGCCGUCAUGACAUGUGUUACUUAUCUAACGCCAUGUUCCACUUGUCAUUUUAGGUAAUGCAGUGCUUUUGUGCUUCGCCGAUAUUUGAAAUUUUUACCGGUUUCGGACAAAAUGUCCAUUUACGUGACCAUAUUGUUAGUUUGAUAUAUGUUAAAGAAGUUUUACUCUUCUCAGUCGGCCAUGUUAUCAAAUUCAGGAACUGCUGCAGUAUGUAUCUCUUCUACAUUUGAACUUAUUCAUGGACACACGUAAUUUUUGAAACUGAAACGAAAUUCGAAUGAGUCAGGACAUUCAUUCCGAAUAAAGAACUUCUAUUCUCCUUGUUUCGGUAAUGGUAAGAUAUAGAAUAUCAGGUUUAGAUGCAUAAGUAAAGUAAUAGUUAAAAGUUUGUUGAACUUUUACUAACAAUUUAACUAAAAACUAACCUCAUUUUGUAUAAUUCUUUUCAAUAUUGAAUCGAAUCAACCGAGUUAGCCGUUACAACGGCUUUCCCUUGUCCUGAAAGUUGAAACUGUGUUUCUCAUGAUAAUUUGUAUAAUCUAAUAGCCUUGACAUGUUUUGUAAAGGUUUAAAAACGUUCACUUCUAUUGAGUUUCAAUAAUCGUGAUAUUUCAGAAAUUAAGGCUAGCUGUGCAAAAAAUUGGACUGCGUGGAAACCCAUAAUCUAUAGAUGUGUUUUUGCUGCAAUAUUUUGGUUGACAAUUCGCUACCAUUUGAAAAUGUAUUCCUAAUUUUAUGUUUUAAUAUGCUCUUUAACAUCCACCGACUGGGAUGCUUGGCGGGUUUGUUUUUCAUCUUUAAAAGAGAUCCGUCCUGAUUAUAUUGAGCUAUCAUUUUGCAAUUUGCUAAUUGUAUCGAACGUGUGUACGUAUGUGCCAUUUUGUCAAAAACCCACAACAAGGGGAAAUUAUUGACAAUUUUAAAUUAUUCUUUAAUUGAUUUAAGUACACCCUAAUGUAAAUAGUCGAUGGCAGCUUUUCAAUAUUUAAACUGAAAGGGUAAAGGACGAGGACUUGGGUGUAGGGGAGCAUUUUUUUAUAAUAAGCUGUAAAAAACUCACAGAAUGGACAUUGGACCAUUUUAUGUCGGUCUUCACAACAUUAAAUUAUAGACCAUUUUGUGAAUUGCUUAACUCGUUAACUGACUACGUUCUCAUUAUUUAUUGUUGGUUGAACAUUGUUAUUGUAUUAAAAAGACUUUGAUUUUACGGGUUGCGGAGUUACUGAGAAUUGUGGCUUUGUGGGAUGGCAAACUGGUGCCCAAACUUGAACGAUUCAAAACUUCAAUUAUUGAUUAAAAUGCCUAUUUGUAAAGCCUUUGAGCAUUGUUUGAAUAACAUUUUGGAUUUAACAAAUUAAAGUCCUGUUUUAUUUGAAUAGGCCCCUUACCAUCGU
This is a messenger RNA of Bolinopsis microptera, 2651 nucleotides long. Its product is annotated as guanine nucleotide-binding protein G(o) subunit alpha-like. Bases 41 to 1117 code for a protein of 358 amino acids. The record is from RefSeq and is a predicted model, not a curated record. The transcript is spliced from 10 exons. Gene Ontology annotation, biological process: adenylate cyclase-modulating G protein-coupled receptor signaling pathway. Lineage: Eukaryota; Metazoa; Ctenophora; Tentaculata; Lobata; Bolinopsidae. Gene Ontology annotation, molecular function: GTPase activity; G protein-coupled receptor binding; guanyl nucleotide binding. Gene Ontology annotation, cellular component: heterotrimeric G-protein complex.